ACGUCGACAACGUGCAUGGCAGUACUCUCAUGAAAAACUCUUAUAAAAGCCUUUAAUUUUUUGUUCCCUAGAGAAACAAGUUUCAUACUUGAUAUCACACCUUCUUCGUCGGAGUAGCAAUUUCGUCCAAAUUCAUCCUUCAAAAAACAUGCAAAAACAGAGUCAUAGCCAUUUCAAGCCAGAGAAAUCAUGGUGCCUCGUUAUAGCAUUAGUAGGUUUAAUAGGAGGUGCACUUUUCAUUUCCGUGUUUUUCAAAACGUCAGAAAAUUCCAUCCUCUGCAAUAAUCAAGCUCCAAACAUGGGGAAAUUUCUCGAUAAUGGCAAGAGAUUGAAUCCGCAGCAACUCCAGCUCGAUGCCAUUUUACACUAUGCGACGUCGCGAGUGAUACCUCAACAAUCAAUCGACGAAAUCAGGGUAUCUUUUGAUGUUCUGAAAAAUAAAACUCCAUGUAAUUUCCUUGUAUUUGGUCUAGGGCAUGAUUCUAUAAUGUGGGCAUCGUUUAAUUCCCGUGGCAACACAUUGUUCCUAGAGGAAGAUCCAAAAUGGGUGGAAACAAUACUAAAAGAUGCCCCGUUCCUUCACGCUGACACCGUGAAAUAUCGGACAAUGUUAUCGGAGGCAGAUGAACUAGUAGAACAUUACCAUAAGGAACCAGAUUGUUCAGCGAAAAAAUCAUUCUUACGUGGCAAUCAUCGCUGUAAAUUAGCGUUAGACAUGUUAUCAGAUGAAGUAUAUAAUAAGGAAUGGGAUGUAAUUAUGAUAGAUGCUCCAAGAGGGUAUUUCGCAGAAGCACCAGGAAGAAUGGCAGCUAUUUAUUCGGCAGCUGUUAUGGCGAGAAACAGGAAAGGAAAUGGUGUCACACAUAUCUAUUUACAUGAUGUGGAUCGUAAGGUUGAGAAGAUUUAUGCUGAGCUUUUCUUAUGUAGGAAAAAUUUGGUCAAAGGUGUAGGAAGGAUUUGGCAUUUUGAGAUUCCUCCUGCUUCUAAUGCGGGCAAUAAUUUUUGCUAGAGAUCAAUGUGCUAUCUUGCAGUUUCCUUUAAUUAAUUUCUCUUUCUUUUCAUUUGAAUGUAAUUUAUAUUCCCUUUUGAAUAAGUGCAUUAAACUUUCGAUUUUCUUUCGUUA
Molecule: messenger RNA, 1123 nt
Organism: Nicotiana attenuata
Lineage: Eukaryota; Viridiplantae; Streptophyta; Magnoliopsida; Solanales; Solanaceae
Product: probable methyltransferase At1g27930
Exons: 1
Coding region: 149-1009 (286 amino acids)
Biological process (GO): xylan biosynthetic process
Source: RefSeq, a predicted model, not a curated record